AUGGGAGGAGAUCUCAACUUGAAGAAGAGCUGGCAUCCGCUCUUAAUGAGCAACCAGCGGCGAGUAUGGGAGGAAGAACAGAAGGCGCUGGAAGAGCGCAAGCGUAUCGACCAGAUGAUGAAGGAACGUGCGGAAGAACGGGCGAUCCAGGAAUUGCAGGAAAUGCAAGAGGCAGCAGGAGGCAAGAAGAGAUUGAACCGUGUGGACUGGAUGUAUUCUGGGCCCUCCAGCGGCCAGACAGGCACCACAGAAGAGAUGGAGGGUUAUCUGCUUGGCAAGCGUCGGGUCGACAACCUGAUCAAGAACGACGAGAACAAGAAGUUGGAGAAGAACGCUAGCCAGGAGUCCUUUAUGAUCACCCAACCGAGCGCAAACAAUCCCCGCGACAGUAUUGCCAAGGCGUCGAUGGAUCCAAUGGCGGCGGUCAGGCAACAAGAGCAGGCUGCAUUGGAGGCGAUGAUGAACGACCCCGUGCGUCGUCGCGCUCUUCUUAAGGAGGCAGGGGGAUCAUCAGAGGGAGAUCGCAAGCACCGGAAACAUCGCCAUAGGGACGAGGAGAGCAGGCAUCGCAGCAGGCGCCAUAGGAGAGAUGACGAUGACGAGAGACGGCACAGCCACCGCUCACGCCAUCAUCGCGAUUCUCGUUCGCAGUCACGAUCGCGAUCCCCUCACAGGCGGAGCCGUCGCGACGAGGGACGUGAGCGUCGACGCGACGAGGAGCAAGAUCGUAAGCGGGAGUCUUACAGGCAGCAUGCCUCCCCGCGUUCGCGGUCUCGCUCUCCCUACGAGCCCCGCAGGCGUGACGAGCGUCGGGAUCGCGAAUAUGCCAGAAAAGACAACCAUCGUGCCAGGGCACCUUCGUCUCGUUCGCCUUCUCCCGAUCGUCGCAGAGCACCGUCUCCGAGGACCCAGCAACGGUCCAACCCACCGAGGCCAGCCAAGGACGAUGCCGAGGAACGUGCUAGGAAGCUUGCAGCUAUGCAAUCGAGUGCGUCAACCCUGGAGGAGGACCGCAAGAAGAGGCUUGCAGCCAUUGAGGCUAGGGAGGAAGAGGAACGCCUGGCGGACGACAAGAAGCGGUCCGAAAAGGGUCGGUUUGUGUCUGGUCUGCAUCGUCAAGCGCAGGACAAUAUUGACCUGGGUGAGCGCCUCAAGAGGUCCAGAGGCGGCCUUGAAAAACUUGAGGCUUACUGA
Messenger RNA from Lasiodiplodia theobromae, 1194 nucleotides. Its product is annotated as CBF1-interacting co-repressor CIR. Gene Ontology annotation, cellular component: U2-type spliceosomal complex. The transcript has 3 exons. Gene Ontology annotation, biological process: mRNA splicing, via spliceosome. NCBI's taxonomy places the organism in Eukaryota, Fungi, Ascomycota, Dothideomycetes, Botryosphaeriales, Botryosphaeriaceae. The record is from RefSeq and is a predicted model, not a curated record. The coding region runs from base 1 to 1194 and encodes 397 amino acids.